AUGAGCAAUUUUGUCACAGCUUUGGUCGUCGUGCUCUUGCACUACAAUGAAUCAAGCUCAGCCUUCACCAUAAGAUUUCCCCUGAUAAGAGAUAGAACAACGAACAGCCAGUUGCAUUGGAGUUGUUUAGUCGAGUGCAAUGAUUUAGAUUACUGUGAAGAGGAAGGAGGAACCUCUUUCUCAUCCACUACCCCUUCCGUCAUCACCACAGCAGAACACAACACAUACGACUUAACAUCUCCCCGCGAAUGGCUUGAAUUUUGCGAACUAGAAAAUGGAAAUGGAGCCUAUACAGUCAUGCGAUGUGACUAUGAUUUUCACGACGCGCUGUUUUUACAAUGGGGCAACGAGUUCCAUCUGAAUCGACUGGAAUCCUCUUUCGCCACUAUAGCACCCGCCAAUGUUGAUCUCGCCUCACAUGGAACCAGAGAAAAAAGCCGGAACAUGAUCCGCUUUCUACUGAAGCAAGCGAAGGAAGAAUGUCAAGGUUUGCAGGCACACAUUGACGAAGAAUCAUUGUUUUGCACAUUUAUGGUGACAAUCCUGUGGCAACCCAAAAAUGAUGAUGUACAAGUUCAAGGGCACAUAUUUUCCAGUCUAACGCCAGCAGAUGUGAAAAGCAGCUUAUUGUCAAAUCCCUUGACUGCUGCCAUUGCACUUGAUCCUUAUCUCGAACUUCCGAAUCGAUGCCAAAAUUCUCCGGAUGCCAAGCUCAUUGCAUGGUGCCGGAAAAGGAGACCUCUCGAAGAAAAGUUCAAAAGUCGUGGGGUAGGAGAGGUUCUACUGACUAGAAAGAGAGACAAUCAAGUUGAAAUCCUCGAAGGACUGACGUCGAACCUUUUUGUCCUUUAUCCUGGAGGUGUACUUCACACAUGUGAAACUGAUUCCGUUUUGAAAGGAUACGCCAGGCACCUUGUCAUUACGGCCGCAAAUGCAUGUGGACUAACAAUUGCCAUCGGGCCGAUUCUAACGGAAGAGGCCGACUUGUGGCAGGAAGUCUUCCUCACUUCCUCCAUUCGAGUUAUUGCUCCUGUGGGUGAGAUUAUACUACCUGAUACCGACGGUUCUUCAACGACAUUAUGGCGACUGGAUGGUGUCUCUCCACAAGAUGCAACUGAUUCCCUUAUGUGGAAGCAACUUUUGAGUGAGAUUUACGAGAUAGUGAGGCGGAAGGGCCAAGGUUGUUUUGGGAGCUCAUUGAAUCCAACUGGUCAAAGAUAUUGA
Messenger RNA from Cylindrotheca closterium, 1224 nucleotides. The record is from the annotation of a GenBank genome assembly. Lineage: Eukaryota; Bacillariophyta; Bacillariophyceae; Bacillariales; Bacillariaceae.